AUGUCAUCGAAAAAUCACUGUGUGAGUGUUUCGUUCAGAAAUGGCAUUGGCAUCAUAAACUUUGGUGAAGGUGAAAAACGACUGAGUUUAGAUUUUGUACGAUGCUACAGUGAAGCAUUAGAUGAAGUAGAAAGGAAUACAGAGUGUAAAGCUGUCAUAUCAACAGCAAGUGGAAAGUUUUUCAGUAAUGGUUUAGACUUACAAUAUUUACGAUCAGGGAAUAACCGAGAAGAAUAUUUAAAUACUAUAAAACAAUUCUUGACACGUAUUCUCACAUUUCCCAUUCCCACGUUAGCAGCUUUAAAUGGACACAGUUUUGCUGGUGGAUAUUUACUAGCGUUAUGUCACGACUAUCGAAGUAUGAGGACGGAACGAGGCUGGUUAUCGAUGAACGAAGUUUUUAUUGAUCUUCGACUCAGUCAAUUCUUCAUGGAAGUUAUAAUACACAAGAUACCUCGGGGCCCAGUACAAAAUGAAUUGUUAAUUUAUGGGAAAAGAUUCACAGCUCCAGACGCGUUGAAAGACAGACUCAUAGAUUUUAUAUUUGACAAAUCAGAACUGCAAAUAGAAUCAGAAAAAAUUAUGCUGGCAAUCGUUACUAAAUUUAAACACAAUCGUCAAAGUUUCCAAAAUAUGAAGUUAGACUUGUAUCAUGAGGCUAUUCAUGCAUCAGUUGUAGACAUGUAUAAAGGGAGAUCUAAAUUAUAGGUGAAAUAAAUUCUGGAUUCAUCUUUACCCCUUUGUCUGGGUUCUGUGGCAAUUUUAAGGUAACAGAAUUUAACAUUUAUUGGAGGGAGGUAGGGAUUUUCAAAAAAAAAAUGCAUUUGUUAUGUCUGUUACCAAAAAUGACCAAUACAUUUAGAGCUCAAGUAAGACAUGACGGUAAAUGCAGCCGAAUCAAAAACCCUUACACAUCCUGUCAGUGAGAUGGGUACUAGUUAGAUUAAACCUCAGUUCAUUUUUAAAAGUCCAAUCUGUCCAGGAUAUCAUUCUCCAUUCAUUACUAUAGCAAGAAAAUAAAGUACUACCUCCUUAAUUCUUUUUUAAAAUUGUUAAUACUAUGAAGAUAGUUAUUAAACUUUUGUAAAUAUUC
Messenger RNA from Lottia gigantea (owl limpet), 1093 nucleotides. RefSeq lists its product as hypothetical. Gene Ontology annotation, biological process: fatty acid beta-oxidation. Gene Ontology annotation, molecular function: enoyl-CoA hydratase activity; delta(3)-delta(2)-enoyl-CoA isomerase activity. Gene Ontology annotation, cellular component: peroxisome. The record is from RefSeq and is a predicted model, not a curated record. Bases 1 to 708 code for a protein of 235 amino acids. The transcript has 4 exons. NCBI's taxonomy places the organism in Eukaryota, Metazoa, Mollusca, Gastropoda, Lottiidae.